Messenger RNA from Lynx canadensis (Canada lynx), 3522 nucleotides. It is a transcript of the gene SNAPC4, whose product is annotated as small nuclear RNA activating complex polypeptide 4. The record is from RefSeq and is a predicted model, not a curated record. Bases 41 to 3310 code for a protein of 1089 amino acids. The transcript is spliced from 14 exons. NCBI's taxonomy places the organism in Eukaryota, Metazoa, Chordata, Mammalia, Carnivora, Felidae.
CCCGGAGGAGGACCACCUGCUCACCCAGCUCGUGCGGGAGAUGCGCGUCGGCAGCCACAUCCCCUACCGGAGAAUUGUCUACUACAUGGAAGGGAGAGACUCCAUGCAGCUCAUCUAUCGGUGGACCAAGAGCUUGGACCCCAACCUGAAGAAGGGGCUCUGGGCCCCGGAGGAGGAUGCGAAGUUGCUUCGAGCCGUCGCCAAGUACGGGGAGCAGGAUUGGUUUAAAAUCCGGGAGGAGGUGCCAGGUAGGAGCGAUGCCCAGUGCCGAGAUCGGUACCUCAGAAGGCUGCACUUCGGCCUGAAGAAGGGGCGAUGGAGCGCAAAAGAGGAGGAGAAGUUGCUGGAACUGAUAGAAAAGUACGGCGUCGGUCACUGGGCAAAGAUAGCUUCGGAACUACCCCAUCGGACGGGCUCCCAGUGUCUGAGCAAGUGGAAAAUCAUGGUCAGGAAGAAGCAGAGUCGGGGGAGGAGGCGGCGGCGGCGGCGGCCCCUUCGCAGCGUGCGCUGGAGCUCCAGCAGCGAGGACGGCAGCGAUGGGGACAGCAGCAGCAGCAGCAGCAGCAGCAGGGACAGUGAGGGGUCGGAGCCAGAGGAAGCCCCAGAGGCCCGGGCGGGGGGCCAGGUGCUGCCCUCAGCACGGCACGCCGUGCCAGACAUGGACCUGUGGGUGCCCGCCAGGCAGGGCACCGGCGGGCCGUGCGCGGGGGGCGCCUGGGGCCGGCCGGGACGCCCUGCUGCCUCCCCCAGCCCUCCCAGGGGCGCCAGCGGGGCGGAGGCUGGCCCAGCAGCUUGGCCCGCGGCCUCGGCUCCCGCACAGGAGGCAGGCCGGGCUCACGCCCCGUCGGGGACCCGCAGCUCCAGUGCGAGCGCCGUCGGCUGCCCAGGCUCAGCGGAUGCUCCCCCCUCGGGCUCAGAGGCGCCGGCGGACGAGAGCGGGAGUCGUCUGCUCAGGCUGCCCCUGGAGACCGUGCUGCAGGUGCUGAGGACCAACACGGCCCACCGGUGCCGGACCCUGAAGGAGAAACUGAGGCAGCCAGGCCUGCUCGGCCCAUCCGUGGGGGCCGGCCCCAGUGACCGCGCCGUAGCCGGGCCCUGCGUCCGGCAGCUGUGGCACAGGACGAUCGGGAGCAGGCAGCGAUGGCGGGGACACUCCCUGCAGAGGAGGCUCCUUGAGCGCCAGCUCCUGAUGGCUGUGAGCCCGUGGGUGGGCGACAUCGUCCUGCCCUGCACUCCCCGAAGGCCUGCCGCGGCCCACACCCGAGCCGAUGGCAUCAGGAAGCAGCUUCAGGACGCCCACCUGGCCAGCACCCCGGUGUUCACCCUCUUUAUCCAGCUGUUCCAGAUUGACACUGCUGGCUGCAUGGAGGUCGUUCGAGAGAGGAAGGCCCAGCCCCCUGCCCUGCUGCAGACUGGCACCCGGGACCCAGUGCCUGGGCUCCUACCGAUGCCUUCAAGUACCCGGAACGCUACAGGCCACAGCUUCCGGAGCGUGCCAGCCCGAGAAGCCGCGAAGCAGAGCGCCAGCCUCAAAGGGAGCAGGGGGCUGCAGCCCUGCCACGCCGAGUCCGGUCCGCAGGCGCCCCCACCGGCUCCGUGUGGUCCCCGGCCCAAGCCCAAGACUGUCUCCGAGCUGCUCCGGGAGAAGCGGCUGCGGGAGGCCCGGGCCAGGAAGGCCGCCCCGGGCGCUGUGGUCCUCCCACCCCAGCUGCUGCUCUCCUCCCCACUGAUUCUCCAGCCCCGUCUCCCGGUGGCCCCCCACGGCCCCUCGGCUUCGGGCCUGGCUGUCACGGCCUCGGUGCUCUCCCGGCCUAGCGCCCCUGCCGCGACAGAGCCGUGCAUUUCCGGUUCUCGGGCCUCAGCCGAGGACGGAAGGCCCUCCACCCUGCCAGUCUUGGCCGGCGCCCUGGCCUCCACAGAGGCUGCCCCCGCUGCCUCCGUGGUGCCGGUUCUGGGCCCCAGCCAGGUCCCCGUGAACUGCCAUCGAGGUGGCCCGGGACAGUCUCAGGCCCCUGCCACCGCCCAGAAGCAGGGCUUGCCAGAGGCACCACCCUUUCUCCCUGCAGUCCCCAGCCCCUCUCAGCUGCCCGUCCAGCCCAUCUGCCCGACGCCAGCUGUGGGCACACACGAGAGGGGGCCACAGGUGGUGGCCAGCACCCCUCUGCCUGUCACCUGGGUGCUCACAGCCCAGGGGCUACUCCCCGUGCCCACCGUGGUGGGCCUUCCUGGGCCAGUAGGGACCUCUGACUCCAAGGGACUGUCAGCGGCUCUGUCGUCCUCCCUGCCUGGGACACAGAUAGGCCGGGGUCCCGGGCUCCCCGGGCCGACCCACCCCUGGCAGCCCCCCACCAGCCGGGACACAGACUCAGACCCUCCCUCCAAGACAGACCCGCCGGGCCUUCCGAUGCCCCACCAGUCUCAAGGUUCCGUGGAGGUGGACAGAGACGGGGCCCACGGCCCGGCGGGGGGCUCCUUCCCUGGAGAGGCCCAAGUGGCCGGGGACACAGCCGUGUCUGGGGCACCCUCCCAAGCCACGCUCCUGGCUGACCACCCUGAAGCAAAGUCCCCCAGGCCCAGCCAGCCGCCUCUUCGAGGAGGCACCGGCCCUGGGAGUGGCCCAGGAGGGACAGCAGGGUCCGCCUUGAGACCAGAGAGACUCGGGGAGCCUCUGGGCCGGGAGAGGCCACCCCCACCCCGGCCUGGGCCUGAGAGGGGUGCCCUGGACUUGGACCUCGUGUCUCAGGAGGGUGAGGCGGUCGUGCGGGAAUGGCUGAGGGGACGGCGUGGGGUGAGCGUGCCCCCGCUGGGGGGAGGGCUGCCUUACCAGCCCCCCGCCCUGUGCAGCCUGCGGGCCCUGUCUGCACUCUUGCUCCAGAAGGCGGCCUUGGAGCGCAGAGCCGCCUCCCUCGUGCCGGGGGGCGCCGGAGCCCUGCACACCUCGCUGGGACAGGUACGGAGGUGGCUCCGGGACAGCCCGGCCUACCUGCUGCUCAAGGCGCGGUUCCUGGCGGCCUUCACCCUCCCCGCGCUCCUGGCCACCCUGUCCCCCGACGGCGUUCCCACCACCCUGUCCGUAGCCACGAGGGCUGACCCCGAGAGCGAGGACGACCUGGGCCUGGAGGAGUCGGAGCUCACUGAUGGUUGCUCCACGAGCGGUCCUCGGGCAGGGCCGGCGGCCGCCACCCCCAUUCAGGGAGCCCCAGACCCUGGGGAGAGCUCUGCCUCUUCCUGCCUAGACAGUUCUGACGACCUGGACGUGCUCAGAACCCGGCACUCCUGGCAUGCCCGGAAGAGGAGGAGGCUGGUGUGAGCGGCAGGGAGGUGGGAGCCGUGCCGGACCCUGGUGAGCCCACCUGCCUGGAGAGCCCACCGCUGACCCUACGGCAGCCAGAAGCAGCUGGAGGCUGGGGAAGGCUCUGCCAGCCGUGACCGUGAGGCCCCCGGGGGCUUGGCUGGUCCUGAAGCACAGAUCGGGACGUUUGAAGGAAUAAAGUGAAUGGCCUAUUUUUUUAUUAAAAACCA